This is a messenger RNA of Nelumbo nucifera (sacred lotus), 3055 nucleotides long. It is a transcript of the gene MNS1, whose product is annotated as alpha-mannosidase 1. Lineage: Eukaryota; Viridiplantae; Streptophyta; Magnoliopsida; Proteales; Nelumbonaceae. Gene Ontology annotation, molecular function: calcium ion binding; mannosyl-oligosaccharide 1,2-alpha-mannosidase activity. Gene Ontology annotation, cellular component: endoplasmic reticulum; Golgi membrane. The record is from RefSeq and is a predicted model, not a curated record. Gene Ontology annotation, biological process: carbohydrate metabolic process; mannose trimming involved in glycoprotein ERAD pathway.
CCAUUCCAAGCAUGAAGCAUCCAACCGAACCAACUCUCUCUCAGUUCUACCGUCCACCCGAGACCCGACUUGCCGAGUCUUCCCCCUUCUUUGCGACGACCGACGAGCGUCAACUCGUCGACCCAAACCAACAAAUAUUUCUCUUCCAAGUUAAGAUUUCGAAAACACAUUAAACAAAUGAUCUACCCAGAGCCAGAGAUCCCUGAUCUCUUCCUGCCCACGUUACUCCAGAAAUUAGGAUCCAAUUUGAGAUGAAGAACAAGAACAUUUAAGAUUUUUAAGAAUAAGAACAUCUCUUUCUUGUUUUUCUUUUUCCUAUUUUUGUAAAUUAUAUUGUGUAAUUUCUGGGUCCUGAUUUCUGAUUCGUGAAAGUCUAAAUUGUAAUGGCGAGGGCUAGAUCUUCAUCCAGUCGAUGGAGAUACCUUCACCCAUCGUAUUACUUGAAGCGGCCAAAGCGUCUCGCUCUCCUGUUCAUCGCCUUCGUGUCUGUCUCGUUGGUUGUUUGGGAUCGACAAACCCUAGUCAGAGAGCACGAGGUGGAGGUUUCUAAGUUAAAUGAACAACUGGUCCAACUUCAGAAUCAGCUGCGUAACUAUGUAGGAGAUGUGGAUGACAUCAUUAAGACUAGUGGAAAAACUAGUGAACCCAAGAAGCAAGCUAUUGAGGAUGAUCCUGUUGACAUUGAACGAAGACAGAAAGUUAAAGAUGCCAUGAUUCAUGCAUGGACGUCAUAUGAGAAGUAUGCAUGGGGCCAAGAUGAACUCCAGCCACAGACAAAGAAUGGUGUCAAUAGCUUUGGUGGCCUUGGAGCAACUCUAGUAGACUCUCUUGACACAUUAUUCAUAAUGGAUCUCAAGGAGCAGUUCCAGAAGGCUAGAGAGUGGGUUGCAAAUUCAUUGGAUUUCAACAAGGAUUAUGAAGCAAGUGUUUUCGAGACAACCAUAAGAGUUGUAGGUGGACUUAUGAGUGCAUAUGAUCUAUCUGGGGACAAAGUUUUCCUUGAAAAGGCAAGGGAUAUUUCAGAUAGGUUGCUUCCUGCAUGGAAUACACCUUCAGGGAUUCCUUAUAACAGGAUUAACUUGGCACAUGGAAAUGCACAUAAUCCAGGAUGGACAGGGGGUGACAGUAUCCUUGCGGAUUCUGGCACAGAGCAGCUGGAAUUUAUUACUUUAUCCCAAAGAACAGGAGACCCCAAGUACCAGGAGAAGGUGGAGAAUGCUAUCACAGAACUUCGUAAAACCUUUCCUGCUGAUGGCCUGCUCCCAAUCUAUAUCAAUCCUCACACAGGAACAGCCUCGCACUCAACAAUCACCUUUGGUGCAAUGGGUGAUAGCUUUUAUGAGUAUUUACUGAAAGCUUGGAUACAAGGGAACAAGACUGAGUCUGUAAGGCAUUACAGAGAAAUGUGGGAAACAUCAAUGAAAGGUCUUGUAAGCUUGAUUCGGAGAACAACACCCUCAUCGUUUGCAUACAUCUGUGAGAAAAAUGGAGAUCAUCUCUCAGACAAGAUGGAUGAAUUAGCAUGCUUUGCUCCAGGAAUGCUGGCUUUGGGUUCAUCUGGUUAUGGUCCUGAAGAGGCUAGGAAAUUUUUAUCACUUGCAGAAGAGCUUGCUUGGACUUGUUAUAACUUUUACCAAUCAACACCAACAAAAUUGGCAGGAGAGAACUACUUCUUUCAUGCUGGACAGGACAUGAGUGUGGGUACAUCAUGGAACAUAUUAAGGCCAGAGACAGUGGAAUCCCUCUUCUACCUUUGGCGUUUAACUGGGAACAAGACAUAUAAAGAUUGGGGUUGGGACAUAUUCCAAGCUUUUGAAAAGAACUCCCGCAUAGAGUCUGGAUAUGUUGGGCUGAAGGAUGUCAAUACAGGUGUUAAAGACAACAUGAUGCAAAGCUUCUUCCUUGCGGAGACGCUCAAGUAUCUCUACCUCUUGUUUUCACCCUCCUCUGUCAUUCCUUUGGAUGAAUGGGUGUUCAAUACAGAGGCCCACCCUCUAAAAAUCGUGACACGGCAUGAUCACAUUGAAAAUAUUAGAGGAUUGAAUGAACAGAAACCACCUGCUAGGUUCCGUUCCAGGAGGGAAGAUCAAAAAGUUCAACAGCAUUAGUUCCCUGGAACUGCACGCAGGGCCUCCUGUGGGUAGGGAUCAGACUGGUCCAGAUGGAUUGCAAGCUGAUAGUGGCCCCUUUCAGUUUCAGGUGUGAUGAAUGUGUAACGUAGAUAUAGAUUAUUAUUUGCUGCAGCUUUUUUUUUAAUGAAAUAUCGGGGAUUUCACCAUGGGGAGUUAUUUUUUGGGGAACUUGUGACAUGGCAACCUUAAUGAAUUUCUCAUUUCCAAAAUUUGAGCCUCUUGAAGCUUACUUCUAUACUGGGUCAUAGUAUUUUGGAAUGAAUCCUCACAGGUUAAACCAAGUAGGAGGUUGGGAAAAACCAAAUGGUGGAAUCUUCUGAAUUUUGAAUUAUAUUGACAUCCAAGAAAUAAAUCAAAUUAGUGAUGAACUACAUUUACCUGAGCUCAGGUUGGAUCACAGUUUGAUGAGUGAUGCAGACUUAUAGCAAUCAACUGAAGCAUCAAAUCCAGUAACCAACUGUUCUUUUUUUUUUUUUCAAUUUUUUUCCAUAAUAUUCUUUCUUGAGCUAUAAACUUUUAGAUAUGUAAGCGCUUGAAUUGGACCCAGGAGUUGAAAUGUGGUGAGGAAUGGGAAUAUGGAGGGCGUUGGGUAUGCUUCUCCUGUGUCAUUCAAAAUCCACUGUGCUACUACGUGUCAAGUAAGAGAUCCCAUCAUUUGUCAUUUGUAUAACACAACUGGUUGGACGACCAGAGAAGAGGCAAGCGAAUUCUCCGAAUCAAAAGGUGUCCGACAAAUUCAGCACACGCAUGAAAGAAGCACCACCACUUUAGGGUUAUUUGUAAAUUUACUUGUAAACAUAGCGACUCUCAGAAGCUAACUGAGAAAGUAUGCUUUGGCUGUUUGAUGUGUUUUCAUACCAAUACCACCUUGAUGAGUGUAUGGGAUUGAUAUGAUAUGAACACUCCAUCAACUUGCUGGCUUC